This is a messenger RNA of Bipolaris maydis ATCC 48331, 4092 nucleotides long. RefSeq lists its product as uncharacterized. Lineage: Eukaryota; Fungi; Ascomycota; Dothideomycetes; Pleosporales; Pleosporaceae. The record is from RefSeq and is a predicted model, not a curated record. Gene Ontology annotation, molecular function: protein binding.
AGGUACAACACUUCCUGUCCCAACAGCUCUGGAUCACAACAGUUCGAGUCUAUUCCUCACAACUUUAUCUAGCACUGGUUGAUUGUCGUCACAUCUUACUCUGGACUAUCCAGAUCCAACGUGAUGCUUGAGCUACGCAAGAAGUUACGGAAACUUAAAAGGAAAGAGCUAACUCCUGAGGUCCCUCAGAAACCUCAACAGUUCUCGCAGGGUCAGGUGCCAGCUACCGAGCACAAAAAAAGCUACGGACUCUUUCUUCUUCACGAGAACGCGCUGCCUGAUGACUCGAAAGACUACAUAGGAGUGGAUGUCGUGGCUAUACAUGGUCUGAAUGGGGAUGCUUACACAACAUGGCGACACGAGAAUGGAACUUUAUGGCUCCGAGAUUUGCUUCCGAGUGCCCUUCCUGGAUCUCGCGUAUUUACGUACGGGUAUCCAUCUGAGCUUUUUUGGAGCAACUCAGUAGCCACGUUACGAGACUAUUCUGGGAAUCUCCUGAGCUCUCUUGGAGCUGUAUGGGAAGGAAGACAACGUCCGAUAAUAUUCGUCUGUCAUAGUCUGGGUGGGAUAGUGUGUAAACAGGCACUUGUUAUGGCACAUGAGGAUGACCGCUUACACGGUAACAUACUAUCUGCUGUUUCAGCUAUCGUUUUCUUCGGAACACCACACCGCGGUUCGAGAGGGGCCGAUGUUAGGAAGGCAAUAGCAAGAGUCAUCAACAUGUGUAUGCGCGUACCAGGAAUUACAGGUAUAGUUGGGUCCAUACGAGACGACCUUCUCACUACCCUAGAAUCUAAUUCUCGAGCACUCAACGAUCUUGCUGUUUCUUCUCGAAACCGUCUAAGAGACUUAGAGAUUGUUACCUUCUACGAAACGCAAACAAUACCUGGGCUUUCUGAAUUGGUAGUUCCUCAGACUUCUGCCAUAUUGGAGAUACCAUGCGAGGAUGUCAUAUCUCUUUAUGCAAAUCACAGAACGAUGUGCCGUUUUGGAGGGGCAGCGGAUAGCAACUACAGUCAAGUUCUGAAUGUCAUGAAACGAUUAGCCAAAACAGCGCUCCUAAACCGAGAGAUGACAAUGACAGUAGACCGCACAUCAUCCAACCAGUCUUUGAGCGAAACUGAGAGAUCUUGCAUGGUCCUAUUGAAUUCAAUCUACCUUGUGGAGUAUAAAGCGCAGCUACCAACGCCGGUACAGGGGACCUGCAGCUGGGUUCUGACUCACCCCGCGUAUUUGACCUGGCUAAAAACUGAAGAAACGAAACUACUCUGGAUCACAGGUGAACCCGGCUGUGGCAAAACCAUGCUCUCUGCGUAUAUAACAGAUCACCUCAGACUAGAUCAUGCUACUUCAGUCAAGCCUUCAGUUUUUUUCUUCUUUUGUGACGACAAAGUCAAGUCACAGAGGGAUGCAAAUGCUAUACUCCGAGGUAUCUUGUAUCAAAUCGUACAGCAGCACCGAAAGCUCAUCAAGUACGUUAAGAGUCGGUUCGAAACGGACGGACCCAGCCUUGCAAACUCCUUUCCGGCACUUUGGGAGCUUUUCCUGAAAAUAAUCAGCAAUUCUGCAUCAGGCGCUGUCAGGGUCAUAGUGGAUGCGAUUGAUGAGUGUGAAGUGAGGACGCGUAACAGCUUCUUGAAAGCUAUAAUGCAACUAGUAAAUGAUUCUCAGGAUGUAUACCGACAAUCCCGAAACUGCGUCAAAUUCCUGAUCACCAGUCGACCGUCCCUUGGGAAUUCAUACGAUCUUACCGGAUCACUGAAGAACAGACUGUCUAUCGAGGAAGAUCAGGGCAUUGUCAGUGAAGACUUAAGGCUUGUCAUUCGAAGCAAGGUCGCCGAUAUUGCGAAAAAGUUCAAUUGCGACGAGGAGACGAGGAGCUAUCUAGAACGAGUACUAUAUUCCAAGUCUGAUCAGAGCUUUCUCUGGUUGAAUAUGGUGCUGCACAGCUUGGAAACAAGCUCAAAAGCUUCGAGGAGAGAUUUCGAACGAAUCAUCGACACAUUCCCUCGCAGCCUCCAAGCUACCUAUGACGGAUUCUUGAGCAGAAUCUCAAUUGAGAAUCAAGAAGAUGCUGGAAAAAUUCUACGUCUGCUCGUUGGAUGCUCGAGAUACUUGACGCUAGUGGAGAUUAACACUGCAUUCACAAUUGAUCAAGACCACGAGUCUAUAGCCGAUGUGGUCAAUGAUUUACAGCACUCUAUCAGCACAACACUACAGAACAUCGUAGGGUCAUUCGUUCGCAUCAGAGAAAUAAACUACACCUCUAAUCAGGACUCAAAAGUUUCGCUUGUACACCAGUCUGCCAAAGAGUACUUAACAGAUCUUGCACUUCGUUCUGCAGAGAAGACAGUGAAAAGUCUUGCAGUUUCUUUACCGAAUGCAGCGCUGGAAAUAUCUCAAUCAUGUAUACGGUACCUACUCCUAGAGGAAUUCCAAUUGGAUAUCUUUGCUCCAGAAGGAACAAGCCGCGGGACCAACUCGCCUGAAUCCUAUCGUUCUUUCCCAUACACCGACUUCGACACAACAGCUCCGGAUGAUCAUCUCGGCCUAGACAAUCUCGGCUUAGACGAUCAUCUUGGUCUAGAAAGUUUCUUCAAAAACUCGCGCGACCUAGACGAAGAUCAAUCUGCACUGACCGCUCAGAAGUACAAGUUCUUUGAUUAUGCUGCCACCCAUUGGGCAGAGCACUACUCUCUAUGUGAAGACAUCGCCCCAAAGACUGUCCAGGAUGCCGUCAAGGAAUUGACGAAGAGUUCAGGCUACGUUCUAACAAACUGGUUGAAAUACUACUGGUUCAAAAACAAUAUGGAAUACUCGUUUCCAGAUGUUUUCGAGACUAUUGAAGUAGCCGCGUUUUUCAACUUGUCCAUACUACUUGCUGAGAUUUUAGAGAAGGCAGAGUUUGACAGCGAUGCAAAGAAGGUCCAGGCUCUAUUCUGGGCAGCGAGGAGGUCUUCUCUAAAGUGCAUGAAAGUAUUGCUUCAGCACGAUACAAACCCCAAUGGAAUCGGUACUGACCGACAAACGCCAUUGACUAUAUCGGCGCAGUAUGGCCAUCUAGAUGCUGUCCAGAUACUUCUUGACGAGCCAUUCACGGAUGUUACUCUAAAAGGCAAAUCUGGAAGGUCAGCCCUAUCAUUUGCAGCAGGAAACGGACAUCUGGAGAUUGUAGAAGUCCUGCUGAAACAUGAAGCUCUCAGGCUAAACGAUCAGGAUAACGCACGUUGGACUCCACUUUUCUGGGCUGUGAUAGGAGACCAUGCGAAGGUUGUGCAACUUUUACUAAGGCAAUCGUGUAUUCAUAUCAACGAAGUCGACAAACAUGGACGCUCAGUGCUAUCCUGGGCUGCGGGAGAAGGCGCGGGACGAGCUUUGAAGGUCUUACUUAGGCACCCCUCUAUCGACCUGAACCUGAGGGAUAUUAAAGGGCUCUCUCCACUACUAUGGGCUGCAAGGAACGGUCAAAGAGAAAUAGUUAGUAUUUUGGUGCACAAAACGGGAGUUGACAAAGCCGCAAAAGAUAAGGACUUACGCAAUGCGAUCUCCUGGGCAUGCCAAGGGGGGCAUACUGAUACUUUGCGCAUUUUACUUAAGAACAACUGUGGGGGUGAGGAUGACGUUGAUGUCGACACUUGGACACCCUUGCUAUGGGCGCUCUUUGAUCGGUCCCCAGCGACUGUGGAAGUGCUUCUUUCGAGCCAGCGCGUCCAAAUCGACCGCCAAGACGGCUAUGGGCGUACAGCCUUGAUAUGGGCUGCGAGCUAUGGGUACCUAGACGUGGUGCAGCUACUGAUAUCAUGGAAAGCAAAUGUGCUUAUCAAGAAUCAUGGUGGACAUGCUGCUGCAGAUGUCGCAAGGAUGGAAGGGCAUACGGAGGUGUGGGAAUUUUUGGAGGCUCAGCAACGCAAGGAACUAGAGAAGAGUGUAGAUGAGUGAGUAACAAUAUGUGCGUAGUUUCCCAUCAAUACGAGCGUGUAAAGAGAGAGUAGUUAACCUAACGUCAAUCCAAGCGUGCCGGGAUGCACGGUGUAACAGGACACCUUUUCUUUCGGGUGUUCGGAGUGCUCCCACCACGCCUGUAAAUCGACA